AUCUUCCUUGGGCCUUUUUCUUUUCACCUCCAACCCUUUCUGUUUCUCACAUACUCACAACAACGAUCCCUCUCUUCAUCCUUCUAUGCACGUCCAUUCAUCUUCCUUCAACAGCCCCUUCAUCUUCUUCUUCUUCUUCUCAUUCCUCUGCUAAUCCACCAUGUUCCUCAUCCUUCUCUCUCUCUAAUCAUGUAUCUCUCAGAUCCAUUAGUUUGAAUUGUUGCGAAGGAAACAUUACGACCAUGCAGAUUCAUUACCGAUGGUUUGAUUCUGAGGCUAAAAUACGGUUGUUAUCUAAUUGUAUAUCCAGUCCCUAUUGCAAUCAGUAAGCCACUUACAAGGUGUUAUCAGCUUGCUGACCCUGGGGAUUUUGGUCCGAGUGAAUAGAUAACUUGGUCUCAAGUUUGCAAGAUGCCAUAUUAUAUACAGAGACUUUAUAGGCUAUGCAAUGCAUCCUUUUCACCUGAUGGACCUGUGUCGGAAGAGGUCAUUGAGAAAGUUCGUGAGAAGUUAGAGAGAAUCAAGCCGUCAGAUGUAGGUCUUGAACAAGAAGCACAACUAGUUCGGAAUUGGCCUGGUCCAGCACUUGAACGUAAUGGGAGCCAUCAAUCUUUGCCACCUAUAAAAUAUUUGCAUUUGCAUGAAUGUGACUCCUUCUCUAUAGGAAUUUUUUGCAUGCCCCCCUCAUCUAUCAUUCCUCUCCAUAAUCAUCCUGGAAUGACAGUGUUGAGCAAGUUGUUGUAUGGCUCAAUGCAUGUUAAAUCCUAUGAUUGGAUGGAUGCAUCUGGCUCUACUGAUCAAUCUGAAGUUCGACCUGCAAAGCUUGUGAAAGAUACUGAUAUGACAGCACCAAGCCCCACAACAGUUCUUUACCCCACCAGUGGAGGAAACAUCCAUUGUUUUAGAGCUAUAACUCCUUGUGCUAUCUUUGACAUAUUGUCUCCUCCUUACUCUUCAGAGCAUGGAAGACACUGCACCUACUUCCGGCGAUCCCAACGGAGAGAUCUCCCAGUUAAUGUUGAGUUGGAUGGAGUGACAGUUUCUGAAGUGACUUGGUUAGAAGAGUUUCAACCUCCUGAUGACUUUGUGAUCCGGAGAGGACUGUACAGGGGUCCAGUUAUUAGAACUUGAAAAAUUUUCUUCUUUGAUGUGUCUUACACAAAAAGGAAAUUGGCUUAUCUUUAGAAUACAACAAAGGGAACAGUGGAAUGUGCAAUAAUUAUUAUAUUCUUUGUCUA
Molecule: messenger RNA, 1238 nt
Organism: Vigna radiata var. radiata (mung bean)
Lineage: Eukaryota; Viridiplantae; Streptophyta; Magnoliopsida; Fabales; Fabaceae
Product: plant cysteine oxidase 4
Exons: 6
Coding region: 412-1131 (239 amino acids)
Molecular function (GO): oxidoreductase activity, acting on single donors with incorporation of molecular oxygen, incorporation of two atoms of oxygen
Source: RefSeq, a predicted model, not a curated record